AUGAUGGCCGUUGUUGUACGGCUGUCCCGUGUGAAGCGUGCUCUUUUAGUAAACUCUGUCUUUCUUUCUCUUACUCUCUGUCUCUAUCUAUUUUCUCUCUUUCUCUCUCUUUCUCUUUCUUUCACUCUCUUUUCUUUAUUUUUCUCUCUCAUUUCACUCUUUUUGUCUCUUUUCUCGCUUUUCUUUCUCUCUUUUCCGUCUCUUUUCUCUUUUUAUAUUUUCCUAUCUUUCACUCUUUUAUCUCUCUCUCUCUCUUUUCAUUCUCUUUCUCUUACCAAUAUCUAUCUCUCUAUCUGUCUCUCUUUUACACUCUCCCUUCCUAUAGGCGGCGCGAUUUUCCAACAGCUCGCUUUUCGACACCGACUAUCAGUAAAUAUCGUCAAGCUAAAACCUUUUUUUUUUUAUAUCUUUUUGUUGACAUUUUCUCUUUUGCGCCGAAUUUAUUUUAUUCUUUUCUUUUGCUUUAAUUCUUUUUUUUCCGUUAUUUUUUCUUUCCAUUUUUUCUCUCCUUUUUUCAUUUCUUUCUUUUUCUUCCUUUUCUUUUUUCUUUUUAAUUUGUUUUUUUUUGCCUUCAUUUCUUUCUUUGUUUCCGUUUUAGAAGAGGGAAUAUUCAUUAGGCAUACGAAAGAAAGAAAAAGAAGUAAAAAAUUCUCUCCUCUGUCUGUCUGUCUUUCUUUCUUUCUUUCUUUCUUUCUUUCUUUCUUUUUUUGGUACAAGAGGGAAUAUUCAUUAGGCAUACGAAAGAAAGAAAAAGAAGAAAGGGAAUAUUCAUUAGAGAUACGAACGAAAGAAAAAGAAGUAAAAAAAUAUCUAUUCUUUCUUUCUUUCUUUCUUUCUUUCCUUCUUUACAAGAGGGAAUAUUCAUUAGGGAUACGAAAGAAAAAAAGAAGUAAAAAAUAUCUCUUCUUUCUUUCUUCCUUUCUUUCUUUCUUUCCUUCUUUCCAAGAGGGAAUAUUCAUUAGGCAUACGAAAGAAAGAAAAAGAAGUAAAAAAUUCUCUCCUCUGUCUUUCUUUCUUUCUUUCUUUCUUUCUUUCCAAGAGGGAAUAUUCAUUAGAGAUACGAGAGAAAGAAAAAGAAGUAAAAAAAUAUCUAUUCUUUCUUUCUUUCUUUCUUUCUUUCCUUCUUUACAAGAGGGAAUAUUCAUUAGGGAUACGAAAGAAAGAAAAAGAAGUAAAAAAAUAUCUAUUCUUUCUUUCUUUCUUUCUUUCUUUCAUUCUUUCCAAGAGGGAAUAUUCAUUAGGCAUACGAAAGAAAGAAAAAGAAUACAAAAGGAAAUAUUCAUUAGGCAUACGAAAGAAAGAAAAAGAAGAAGUGAAAAAAUCUCUCCUCUUUCUUUCUUUCAGUACAAGAGGGAAUAUUCAUUAGAAAUACGAAAGGAAGAAAAAGAAGAAAAAAUUUCUCGCCUUUUUCUUUCUUUCAGUAGAAGAAAGAUGCUGGAGGUUGAUAGCGUCCUUCACUGGAUUGUUAAUUUCUUUCUUUCUUUCUUUCUUUCUUUCUUUUUUCUUUCAAACUUGUUCAUUUCUCUUUCCUUUCUUUCUUUCUUUUUUCCAAGCUUAUGCAUUUCUCUAAAAUUUCUUUCUUUCUCUCCAGAUUGUUCGUUUCUCUUGUCUUUCUUUGUUUCUUUGUUUCUUUCUUUGUUUCUUUGUUUCUUUCUUUCUUUCCAGAUUGUUCGUUUUUCUUUCUUUCUUUCUUUUGUUUUUCUUCCUUCUUUCUUUUCUUUUCUUUCUUUCUUUCUUUCUUUACAAGAGGGAAUAUUCAUUAGAAAUACGAAAGAAAGAAAAAGAAGAAAAAUUCUCGCCUUUCUCUUUCUUUCCUUCUUUAUGCUUGUUCAUAUCUCUUUCCUUUCUUUCUUUCUUUUUGCCAAGCUUGUUCAUUUCUCUAGAAUUUCUUUCUUUCUUUGUUUCUUUUUUCUUGUUCCUUUCUCAUCUUUCUUUCUUUCCUUCCUUUUCUUUUUCUUUUCUUUCUUUCUUUCUUUACAAGAAGGAAUAUUGAUUAGAAAUACGAAAGAAAGUAAAAGAAGAAAAAAAAUUCUCGCCUUUCUCUUUCUUUCUUUAUGUAAAUCUUGUUCAUAUUUUUUCUUUCUUUCUUUCUUUCUUUCUUUCUUUCUUUCUUUCUUUAAAGCUUGUUCAUAUCUCUUUUCUUUCUGUCUUUCUUUCUUUCUUUCUUUUAAGGCUUGUUCAUAUCUCUUUCCUUUCUUUCUUUCUUUUUGCCAAGCUUAUUGUACGUUUCUCUUUUGUUUGUUUGUUUGUUUGUUUGUUUGUUUGUUUCUUUCUUUCUUUCUUUCUUUCUUUCAAGCUUGUUCAUUUAUCCUGUUUUUCUUUCUUUCUUUCACAAUCCCAACUGCUAAUAGUAAAGUAUGCAAUGACGUUGCAAAUAUGGCGGAGGAAGGUGUAAAAUUCAUUUUCUCACGAUUUUUUUUUCUUUCUUUCUUCUUAACUCAUCAUUUGUAA
Messenger RNA from Acanthosepion pharaonis, 2451 nucleotides. The record is from the annotation of a GenBank genome assembly. Lineage: Eukaryota; Metazoa; Mollusca; Cephalopoda; Sepiida; Sepiidae.